Closterium sp. Yama58-4 is the source of this 150-nucleotide messenger RNA. The record is from the annotation of a GenBank genome assembly. NCBI's taxonomy places the organism in Eukaryota, Viridiplantae, Streptophyta, Zygnematophyceae, Desmidiales, Closteriaceae.
CACCGUCAAUUACAUCAACCAGUCGCACCACAUGGGGGCCUUUUCAGCCAAUUUCAUGCCUGAACUGAAUGCCACCUAUCAGGCGGCCGAUUGGCUCACCAAUGGGACGGGGCAAGACUCGCCGCCAGCCACACCUUGGACGAGCUCCCU